Molecule: messenger RNA, 1284 nt
Organism: Symbiodinium necroappetens
Lineage: Eukaryota; Dinophyceae; Suessiales; Symbiodiniaceae
Source: the annotation of a GenBank genome assembly
AUGGCUGCCGCCGGCUUCGCUGCUUUGCCCGGCGUCCAACUUCCACCAGGUCUUGACCGGCCGAUCCGCCCAAGUUCCCAUGGAGCAGCAGGCUCUGGUUUCGGUGCUCGUGCGCCGGAGAUGGCAGCCCUCGGGCUCCUCGCGCUGGCAGCUCCCUGCCGGUGCCGCACGGCACGAAGGGCAGAGGGGCCAGAUCGAGGGUUCAGGAUCCUGGAGGUAGCAUCCUCGUUCCUGGGAGGCCAGAAAUCACUUGUCAAGGCUGCGCGAUGGGGCAGCCGUGAGGCAUGGAGACUGAUGGUGCGAGAGCUCGCUCCACAAUCCCCCGAAGGGGACUACAUGCGGCCACGGAGUGAGCUGGUUGCCUCAAAGGAUAAGGCACCGCUCCGCUCCGAAGGCUAUGCGCUUUACCUUGGCAAUACUUGCCCUUGGUGCCACCGUGCCAAGCUGGCUUUAAUCCUUCGCCGCCUGCCGCCACGCUGCGUUGCAGAUGUGAAGCUCGUGGACAACGCCGAGCGUGCUUCACGAGGUGGCUGGGCCUUUGAUCCUCAGCAAGGAGCUGUGGACCCUGUGUUUGGAGCGGCAGACCUUCGUGAGGUGUAUGACCGAGCAGCAGGCCGCGACGGUUCUGGCUAUGUUGGUCGCUGCACUGCUCCAUUGCUGGUGGACACACGCAGCCGGCGAGCCGUGUCCAACGACAGCGUCCAGAUUGUUCGGCUCAUUGGGACCGCCAGUGAAACAGACGAAGAACGCAGCCAGGGCCGAGCAGUCGACCUGGUGCCGCAGGAGCUGAUUGGGCAGAUUGAGGCCACGACUCGCUGGACCUACGAGCUCCUGUCCAACGCAGUUUACCGGGCUGGCUUUGCCACAACCCAGGAAGCCUUUGCGCGUGCUGCAAGGGAUGUCGCAGAAGGCCUUCAGCGUGUUGAGGAGCAGUUGGCUGGGAGCCGAUUUCUGUGUGGUGACCGUCUUACAGAGGCAGACGUUAUGCUGCUGCCAUGCGCCGCACGUUUUGAUGCGGUUUACGCCUCUCUUUUCUUGAGGGGCUCCUGUGGCCUGUGGCGUGAAGGCGAACACCGCCGCCGGUGGCUUCAGCGCUGCUGGUCCUUGCCGGGGGUGCCGCACACUGUCGAUCUGCGUGCCUGUCAAGAGAGUUACUUCCGCAGCCUCUUCCCCCUGAACCCGUCGCAGAUCGUUCCGGUACCUGCUUCUGACCCCGGUGCACUCGGAACAGAGAGCAUCUCCGAGGAGGACCUGGAUGAAUUCUUCCAUUGGCGGAAAGUCUGA